Molecule: messenger RNA, 1924 nt
Organism: Notolabrus celidotus (New Zealand spotty)
Lineage: Eukaryota; Metazoa; Chordata; Actinopteri; Labriformes; Labridae
Gene: rnd2
Product: Rho family GTPase 2
Exons: 6
Coding region: 448-1152 (234 amino acids)
Biological process (GO): small GTPase-mediated signal transduction
Molecular function (GO): GTPase activity; GTP binding
Source: RefSeq, a predicted model, not a curated record
UUCACAAAAGCAAUAACUCCUCAGCGGGGCACCUCCGAGGAAGAUCAUCUGAAUGUAAGGCAAUUAGACCAAUAAAGAAAACCCGGUCACCCCUAGCUGCUUAAAUUGAUGGACUAUUUUAUGCGCAGCAUCCCAGCUGACUGAUGGGACUCAGGCGUGAACAUUAAGAGGGCGUGGCCAGUAAUCAGCGCCAGUUUCCCAGGCUCGUGCGUCCUCUCUCUCCAGUUUUGGUAGCGGACCAACCAGUUAGUCCGAGAGUGUCAGAGGGGACCUGAGAGCCGCGCGUAUACAGGACAGGACUGGAGCAGCAGCAGCCGGAUAAGACGCACCGGGUCAGCGCAUGUAUUUGCUCACAUCUGACUCCUUCUUUGAUUCUGCUGCGUCUCUCAUCGGAGGCUUGAUGCGAUCCGCAUCCGCAUCAAGAACACACCUCUGACGGACAAAACCAUGGACAGUCUGAGCAGCCGCUGUAAGAUCGUGGUGGUCGGAGACACGCAAUGUGGGAAAACCGCACUUCUGCAUGUUUUUGCCAAGGACUGCUAUCCAGAGAACUACGUGCCCACGGUGUUUGAGAACUACACAGCCAGCUUUGAGAUCGAGAAGCAUCGGAUCGAGCUGAACAUGUGGGACACGUCAGGUUCCUCUUAUUACGACAACGUGAGGCCGCUAGCGUAUCCCGAUUCAGACGCGGUGCUCAUCUGUUUUGACAUCAGCCGCCCGGAGACCCUGGACAGUGUCAUAAAGAAGUGGCAGGGAGAGACACAGGAGUUUUGUCCCAACGCCAAAGUGGUGCUGGUGGGCUGCAAGCUGGACAUGAGGACGGAUGUCAACACCCUGAGGGAGCUCUCCAAGCAGCGCCUCAUCCCCGUCACCCACGAACAGGGAAGCACAAUAGCUCGACAGAUCGGGGCGGUGGCCUACACCGAGUGCACGUCCAAAGUUUCUGAGAACAGCGUCCGGGACGUGUUCCAUGUCACCACGCUGGCGUCGGUUCGGCGGCCGCACAAGCCUCAGCUAAAACGUAGCAGUUCCCGCAGAGGUCUGAAGCGAGUGUCACAGCUCCCUCUGCCCCCGCUGCCGGGCCGGACUGAACAAAUGGACGAGGCCCCGGCCAUCAGGAAGGACCGGGCCAAGAGCUGUGUGCUCAUGUAGUGACAGAUGACUAUGAAUAUAUAUAUGUAAAUAUAAACACAGAAUAUAUAAGAGAGGAGGUCUAUUUAUUGUUCUGUUUUUCCUCGUGGUUUGAUCUUUUUUUUUUGCACUGCAGAGGAGUGAGGAAGAAACAAAACACAGCGCUGUGGAAAGAAAUGCUUUGGAUUUUUUCGUUUUUUGCAGCGUGUAUAUUUUCCGAGCUGUUUACAUGUUUGUGUUGUUUUGAAUACGAUGACAAAUUGGACGGAAACUUCUGGAUACACGGAGGCAGUGAUAGUGGAAGUGCCACCGAGUCCCGAGUUUAUGAGAGGAAUUAAUUUUCCCAAAGAAGCGGACGAGCAAGGAGAGAGAGAAGCAUGUGGAAGCGGGACAUCUGUGGAUGAAGCUUGUUUUCAGAGACAGUGUUUCUCAACAAACACGGUGAAUAAUCGUCUGGCUGUGCUGUCGAAAGUUGCUUCCUGUUGCCAUAUGUGAGAGGAGAACCUGUAUGUACAGUAAUGCUGAAAAGGGAUUUUAGAGAUUAGACGAAUGAUGGCUCAACCCAACCAUUAGGAGCUGGAAAUGAGAUUUUGUAACAGGAAUAUGGCGAAGGUGUGUGUGAGCAUUACCACCACAAGUGCAUUUUAGAAAGCAGUCACAACAUAUCGGAUUUCUUUUCAUUUAACACAAUUGUUUUCAUCAUCCGAACGUGUCAGUUUGAUUCACUGAAGUUAAAGCUGUUGUCACUAUUUUAAAGAUGUUUCUUUGUGGAAAAUAAAGUGGUAAAAUGUUA